ACGAGCUAAGCCAGCGACCUGGAGAACUACGAGCAGACUGGCUGUGCUGAAGGAAGAAUUUCCUCCGCCCGCUUUAUUCCCCGGGAAAGGGAGCAGAAUGGAGGGAGGCAAACUGGCCGAAAGUGGCCCCGCGUGCUGAAAGCAAAGCAAACUAACCACAAAUGGAAUAACAGAGCGCGGGGAGAUCUCUCUGCAAUAGUCUGGAGUUGUUGCUCUUGCUUUUUUUGCUUUUCUUUCUUUUUUUAAAGAAAACCUCUCUUGAGUGGAUCGGGGCGUCGCUGCGCAGCCAAAGGGCGGAGAGCAGCGCGGGGCUGCGGGACUAACUUGCUUUUUCGGAGGAGCGAAAGAAAGAGAGAAGGUUGAAAGCGGCGUUUUUCUCUCGCGCACCCCCUCCCCAAACGUUUUGUACGGUUGUGGUUUGGAAACCGUGCAAAGCAGAUUUAUAGCACAACCCCAAAUCUCCCCCCCCCAUUGGCCUUCUGGUUUGUUUUGAACUCGCCUCCGAAUCAUAUUUAGACACAUAAAAGUAGCCAGCUCUCUUUAACCAGCUCUGUCUCCUCUCUCUCCCGCCCCCAUGCCACUGGAUGCUGCAGGCGAAUUUGGGAUUUGUAAGCGAUGCAAGUCCGAUAAAGCUGGAGUUUCCCUCCGGGACCUGAAGGAGGAUCGCUAGGUGGUUCCUUAAGGAAGCGGGUCUGCAGGAUGAAUAAAAGAUACUUACAGAAAGCCACAAAAGGAAAACUGCUAAUAAUAAUAUUUGUUGUAACACUGUGGGGCAGAAUAGCAUCUGGGGCAAACCAUCACAAAGCUCAUCAUGUUAAAACUGGAACUUGUGAAGUGGUGGCUCUCCACCGAUGUUGUAAUAAGAACAAGAUAGAAGAAAGAUCACAGACAGUCAAGUGCUCCUGCUUCCCCGGGCAGGUAGCAGGUACCACUCGAGCAGCUCCUUCUUGUGUUGAUGCUUCAAUAGUGGAACAAAAAUGGUGGUGCCAUAUGCAGCCAUGUCUUGAAGGGGAAGAAUGCAAAGUUCUUCCAGAUCGAAAAGGAUGGAGUUGUUCUUCCGGCAAUAAAGUGAAAACAACAAGGGCAAACGUGUAAAACCCUUCAAGAACAAGGAGAUUUCUGCUGUGCCUGGUGACAUUUUUUGUUUAUUCCACACACACACACACAAUAUUAUGGCUCCACGUUUGGGGCAAUAAUUGUCAUGAAUCCUACUAUUGGUCGGAUUCUCAGGAAGGGCCAGAAGGUUCGUUGAGGAGUAAAGAGUCAAAUCUCUCCUGAAAGAUGUUCCAGCUUUGCUUUGUUACUCACAGAGCAGCAGGUAACUCGAUAGCAAAAGACAAAUCAGAUCAAACUCGAGGCUGAUAACAUUAAAUACAGCCAAGUAGGAAGUUUUAAUAUCCAACUUAACAAUCCUCGAGGUCAGGCUUGAGACUGCUGGGGCAUACUAAUUAUUUCAAAGAGAACAUUCGCUGAAAUGAGCAGCCACUUGAGAUCAAAAUGUUUGGAAAGUCACACACACAAGAUUUCGACGGAGUGAACUGUGUACAUUUGUAAAAAUAGCAAAAACAUGAAGGGAUAUACGGCUGAAGAAGUAAUGCUUAAAGGACGCCGAAGAAAUAGCAAUCCUUUGGAUCCUUGCAUUGAGACUUGUGAUGUUUCACCUCGAUGAAAGCAGUAUACUUUGAAAUGUACUGAUCCAUUUCCUCUGAAACUUUCCUGGUCCUCCAUGCAAAUUAUUGGUGGGACUGUGCACUGCUGUAAUCAAACCACUGUUCCAGAAAUUGUCCUCUGACACAGCACAGUUUUAGACACUUUUAAUUUGUACUCUAAUCCUGAAGCUCCAAGGCUACAUACUUCAACAUGUCCAAGUUGCUUUUCUUAUAGGAAUGGAAAUACUAUAUAUCCAUUGUUAAUCAUUAUUGUUGGCAAGUAGUAGUUAUCUGAAUACGUCAUCCAUAAACGAAUGUAUCAUUAGUCAGACAUGUUUCCCUAAGACUAACCAACGUACUGCAAUUCCUUUUGGAUAAAUAAAGGGUGAUCGAGACAGAAUGUUCAAGCCCUUCCAAUAACAUGCUAUUAAAAUAAUCAGUUCCAUAUAAUUUCAAGAAGAUGGGCAUUUUUUGCAUACACUUUGGUUUAUUAUCAUUAGGUCCUACAAAGAUUAUGGUAAAGAAUAAAUGGCACAAGCAAGUCCCUUCAUGAAAAUAGACAGGGGUGCAUGUUAAUUUUUCCAUUCUGAGGUUCAAUGGUAUUCAUUCAGAUACGUCUUUUUGGUUUUUGUUGCUUGAAAAAAAUAUUACUAUCUGGAUGCUUAAGUAGAUGUCUGUUUCUUGAUAGGACGAAAUAGGUUUCUUCAAAUCUGGAAUCCAUUGAUGAUUUCCUUGGCCACUCCAGAUACAUUGGGUUCAUUCUGUAGUUAUUUUGUUAAACCAGAAGUUCUUUUUCUAUCUCCUAUUUCAGUAUCUAUUUUUUAAUCUUGGUGAUCUACUGUUUCAUGAAAAAUCUUAAUGUUUAAAUGCCUUAAGCAGCUGUAUACUUUUUUUUCUAAGUUAUUACAGAAUGUAUAAUUUUAUAUUCGGUUUACUAUAUUUACCAUGCUAUGUGGGAAUAUGAAGACAGAACAAAUGGUUUCUUUUGCAUUCCAUACUGAUGUUGAAAGUUAGCCUUAGAGAAGGCAAAGAGAGAAAUUUCUACUCCAUUUGUUUUGGGAGGUAAUAUGAAAACUACACCAACUCAAUCCUAACGGAAAGAAUUAUGCCCAGAACCUCAAGUUGUUUCAAAUGGUUACCAAUAUUUGUGAGGAAAGGGAACUCUUUCCCAUUGUAACAAAUAUUUGGUGUGGCUAAUUAGAAAUAAAUUGGGUUCUAUGAUGAAUGAACACCCUGAGGUACUUUUCCCUGUCAUAUGAUACAAGAUUGUACCACAACAAUUUCAUUACCUCUGUUGUAUUACGGCACUGGAUGAAAGAAAACGAAUGAUAGCUGAAAAUCGAUCUGAAAUGUAUAGUAUAUAAUUCUGCUACAGAGUAAUCCAA
This is a messenger RNA of Zootoca vivipara (common lizard), 3034 nucleotides long. Lineage: Eukaryota; Metazoa; Chordata; Lepidosauria; Squamata; Lacertidae. The record is from RefSeq and is a predicted model, not a curated record.